GAGUGAAAAAGCAAACAAAAAUCACAGCUCCAAACCCAAUGCACCAAAACCUACCUUGUUCCGUGUGGUAGCAUCAAUUUUCAAUAGCCGAGGUGCUCGGAUAAUAAACCCACUUACAUUACAUUACAUUACAUUACCACUGCGUUUUUAUUUCUUUCUUUCUCUUUGCUGCAGGUGGUGGGGUGUCCCUGUGCUUCUUCUGCUUCUGCCUUUCUGUGUUCUCUGCUCUCUUCACCUUUCUUUUGGACCCAGGAAAGCGGGUGUUAUCAAAAUAAAAAUAUGCAGCAGCACCUGAUGCAGAUGCAGCCCAUGAUGGCAGCUUACUAUCCCAACAACGUCACCACUGAUCACAUUCAACAGUACCUGGAUGAGAACAAGUCCUUGAUUCUUAAGAUUGUGGAAAGCCAAAGUUCUGGCAAGCUCAGCGAGUGUGCUGAGAACCAAGCAAGGCUACAGCGAAAUCUAAUGUACCUAGCAGCAAUAGCUGAUUCUCAACCACAACCACCUACCAUGGCUGGCCAGUACCCGGGAAGUGGGAUGAUGCAGCAGGGAGGACACUACGUGCAGGCUCAGCAGGCGGCGGCGGCGGCGGCGCAGCAGAUGACACAGCAGCAGCUAAUGGCGGCACGCUCCUCCCUCUUGUAUGCGCAGCAGCAGCCAUACGCUGCGCUCCAACAGCAAGGCCUCCACGGCCAACUCGGCAUGAGUAGUUCAGGUGGUGGUGGUGGUCUACACAUGCUGCACGGCGAAGCCAGCAGCGGAAACAUGGGAGGAGGAGGAGGAGGGUACCCUGACUUCGUGAGAGGCUCCGGUGCAGAGGGCAGGAGCAUAAUUGGAAGCAGCAGCAGCAAGCAAGAAAUGGGUGAAGGGCGAGGUGGCGGUGGUGGUGGUGGAAGCUCUAGUGGACACACCGGGGAAGGUGGUGAAACAAUGUACCUCAAAUCUGCUGAUGAAUGAUCAUGGGAGUCAUGGCAAUUCAACUACCUAGGCUUCUUUUUUUUUAGUUUAUUAAUUAGUUAGGAGAAGAAGAAGGUACGCAAUGAAUGGAAGAUUAAAUUAUCAGUAGUAGUAGUAGUAGUAGCCUCUAGCUAGGUUGGAAAAAGCCAAAAGACUUGUGUGUUUGAAGAAGAAUGUUUGGCUUUUAAUCUUUCUUGUGAUUUAUGGGAACUGGGAAUGAAGGCUAAAAAAACAAUCGACAUAGAGAGUGUGUUUCAAAGACCACUUUUAAUUUGCCUUGACUUUUCUACCAUACUUGCAACAUAAAUGAAAUGAAAUAAAUGCAUGCCUUCACUGAGUUUA
Molecule: messenger RNA, 1299 nt
Organism: Arachis ipaensis
Lineage: Eukaryota; Viridiplantae; Streptophyta; Magnoliopsida; Fabales; Fabaceae
Source: RefSeq, a predicted model, not a curated record